Penicillium mononematosum is the source of this 1056-nucleotide messenger RNA. Its product is annotated as Porphobilinogen deaminase N-terminal. Gene Ontology annotation, cellular component: cytoplasm. The transcript is spliced from 2 exons. Gene Ontology annotation, biological process: heme biosynthetic process. Gene Ontology annotation, molecular function: hydroxymethylbilane synthase activity. Bases 1 to 1056 code for a protein of 351 amino acids. Lineage: Eukaryota; Fungi; Ascomycota; Eurotiomycetes; Eurotiales; Aspergillaceae. The record is from RefSeq and is a predicted model, not a curated record.
AUGAGCCUCAAACCGAGCGGCUCUAAGCCGCAUGAGACAGAAGGCAUCUCAUCUCCUCACUCUUCUGAAAUUGUUGUUGGCUGUCGUAAAUCGGAGCUUGCACUCACUCAAACUCGGUCCAUUAUAUCAGAGCUGAGCCAAAAACUCGACCCCUCCCCGAGCUUUGAAAUCGCCACAAGCAGCGUCGCUGGCGAUGCAGAUAAGCAGUCGCCCUUCAUGCUUCUCUCUAAGCAGACGGGUGGAUCAGACAUUGGCAAAAGCCUAUGGACGAAUGGCCUUGAAAUGGAAUUGGCGGCUGGUAAGGUCCAAUUUCUUGUCCAUUGUUUAAAGGACAUGCCGACAACACUGCCACCGAACUGUCUCCUAGGAGCUAUCCCUGAGCGUGAGGACUGUUCUGAUGCGGUCGUAAUGAGAUCCGACUCGGUUAUCAAAUCUAUCGAUCAAUUACCGCCCGGCUCCGUAGUUGGAUCGAGUUCUUCGAGGAGAAGAGCUCUAGUUCGGCGGAAUUGGCCUCAUUUGGAGGUAUUAGAAUGUCGCGGCAACUUAGACACUCGCCUUGCCAAGCUUGACGCACCUUCUUCGCCGUUUUCAUGCAUUCUCUUAGCCACCGCAGGACUAGUACGUCUAGGACUCGGCCAUCGAAUAACGCAACGGCUAGAACCUACCAUAUUCCCGUAUGCGGUUGGGCAAGGCGCUCUCGGUAUCGAGCUCAGCACAGACCGUCAAGACAUCCUGCAGCUUGUCCAACUUGUCGACCAUAAGCCGUCGAGAUGGCGCGGUAUGGCAGAGAGGGCGAUGCUACGGAGUCUUCAAGGGGGAUGUUCAUCUUCAAUUGGCGUUUGGUCUUCUUUUGAGGCCCUAGAUGCGCAACAAGGCCCUGGUAGCGGCACUCUUCGCCUGCGAGCUACGAUUAUUCACAUAGAAGGAACGUCGGAGAUCUCUUCUGAGGAUGUGACCACUGUCCAGUGCGACGACGAAGCAGAGCAACUCGGUGUCUCAGUCGCAAAUAUGCUGCUUAGCAAGGGGGCGCGGGAUCUAUUGCCAGAACCAUUAUAA